Oldenlandia corymbosa var. corymbosa is the source of this 2137-nucleotide messenger RNA. NCBI's taxonomy places the organism in Eukaryota, Viridiplantae, Streptophyta, Magnoliopsida, Gentianales, Rubiaceae. The record is from the annotation of a GenBank genome assembly.
GAUACUAUGGGGUCAUAACGAAAAACUGAAAUAAAAUAGGUGGGGAUUUAUGAGAGGGAGUAUUUUUCACCCUCUAGAAACAUCUCCUUCAAAACGCAAACACUCCUCCGUUCUUCUCCUAGUUCGAAUCAGCCAUCGUCGCCACCGUGCCAUUCCACCGCCAUUCUACGACGUUGUUGAAGGGAAAAAGAAGCUCUGAUUUGAGGCAGCAAUGGCGACUGUUAUGCAGAAAAUCAAAGACAUCGAAGAUGAGAUGGCAAAGACACAGAAAAAUAAAGCUACCGCACAUCAUCUGGGUUUGCUCAAAGCUAAACUGGCAAAACUUCGAAGAGAGCUACUUACUCCGUCAUCGAAAGGAGGUGGUGGUGCAGGAGAGGGAUUUGAUGUUACAAAAAGUGGAGAUUCUAGAGUCGGUCUAGUUGGGUUUCCUUCUGUUGGGAAAUCUACUCUUUUGAAUAAGUUAACUGGAACUUUUUCUGAGGUUGCUUCAUAUGAGUUCACAACAUUAACUUGCAUUCCAGGAGUGAUAACAUAUCGAGGAGCUAAGAUUCAGUUGCUGGAUCUACCUGGAAUUAUAGAGGGUGCCAAAGAUGGGAAGGGGAGAGGAAGACAGGUGAUCAGUACUGCAAGGACGUGCAAUUGUAUUCUGAUAGUGCUAGAUGCAAUAAAACCAAUCACUCACAAACGACUGAUUGAAAAGGAGCUUGAAGGAUUUGGUAUUAGAUUGAACAAAGAACCACCCAAUUUGACAUUUAGAAAGAAGGACAAGGGAGGGAUCAAUCUUACAUCAACAGUCACAAAUACGAAUCUGGAUUUGGACACAGUGAAGGCAAUAUGUAGCGAAUACCGAAUACAUAAUGCUGAUAUUACUCUUCGAUAUGAUGCAACAGCUGAUGACCUCAUCGAUGUCAUUGAGGGUAGCCGAGUCUACAUGCCAUGUAUCUAUGUUGUCAACAAGAUUGAUCAAAUUACACUUGAGGAGCUUGAGAUUCUAGAUAAGCUUCCGCACUACUGCCCAAUCAGUGCCCACCUGGAGUGGAACCUAGAUGGUUUGCUGGAGAAGAUCUGGGAAUAUCUUAAUCUAACACGUGUUUACACCAAGCCCAAGGGAAUGAAUCCUGAUUAUGAGGAUCCUGUGAUAUUGUCAUCAAAGAGGAGAACCGUAGAGGACUUCUGUGAGCGGAUCCACAAGGACAUGAUCAAGCAAUUUAAGUAUGCGUUGGUUUGGGGUUCUAGUGCGAAACAUAAGCCUCAGAGGGUUGGAAAGGAGCAUGAGUUGGAAGAUGAAGAUGUCGUGCAGAUCAUCAAAAAAGUGUGAAUGGAGAAACCUGUUUCAUGCAUCGUUUUGUACCUGUUAGCUGACUGUCAGCGAAAGAUGUAGCUUGUCAUGUAAUUAUGUCCCUUUUUUUGGCAAGCUAUUCUUGGGGCCAAUGAGAUCAUAUAUUACACUAAAGCCUUCAGGUUGGUUUGUCUGGAAGAGUUCAUUGGAUUGUGAUCUCUGCCUUUUGACAAUGUAGCUUGUAACUGAAAAACAUGUUUUCGGGGUUUUUUCUUGAUGACUAGCAUGUGAUCUACUUGUUUGGUCUCCCUAGGAUCUGAAGAGAUUUUGGUUUUGUUGUGCACUUUUUUGUUUGCAGGAGUGUGUUCUUUGUCUCUUUCUAAUAUACAUUGAACUGCAUGUAUGUAUGUUCAUCAUCUUGAAAAUGUCAGACAUUAGAGACGCCUUACCAGUUAAAACUCAAUUUCUCCCAGGACUCAGAAAGGUUUGGACAGCCUAAAUUACCUUGAGAAGAAAAUACACUAUACGCUUCAUAGUAACAGUUCAGUUAGCUCAACCAUUUUAGAUCAACAAAGGACUUUUUAACAGGUGACGCAAGGAAUGGUCUCCAAUGAAAAAUGUUUUUUUGUGGGCUUCUUAUGGUUUAAGAAUGAUAGUACUAAUGCUGCUUAAGCAUUCUUUUUUUACAAAUCGAAGCGCUAAAAGACUGAAUCUCAGAAGAUCGUGGCAGCAAGGCCACUCUACCCUUUACAAUAUCCUGUCGCGUAUUUAAGUCGUCUGCAAAGAAUUUUACAUGCCGCUUGGUGGAAUUGCACUAUUGGGCGGAUAAUUCGGCGCUUCCGCCGGAUUUAAUGCUUC